This is a messenger RNA of Nanorana parkeri, 1352 nucleotides long. RefSeq names its product ankyrin repeat and SOCS box protein 12-like. Gene Ontology annotation, molecular function: protein binding. Gene Ontology annotation, biological process: intracellular signal transduction. Gene Ontology annotation, cellular component: cytoplasm; nucleus. The transcript has 5 exons. Bases 30 to 1352 code for a protein of 440 amino acids. The record is from RefSeq and is a predicted model, not a curated record. Lineage: Eukaryota; Metazoa; Chordata; Amphibia; Anura; Dicroglossidae.
AACUGUUUCAGGCAUCUGAAGGAUUCCACAUGCUAAGAUACAGAGGACUUGAGGAUGAUCAUGUGGAAAGUCGAGAGCUCCAUCUUGCUGUGUCAUUGGACGACCCACAACACCUCGCAAAGUUGUUAUCUCUGGACAGAUAUAAGAACUAUGUUGACAGCAGAAGUGGGUGGGGCGUUCCAAUGACCCCUCUGCGACAGGCUGCUUCGAAUGGCUCUGUGGAGUGCCUGAAGAUCCUUUUGGCCAAUGGCGCAGAGGUGGACAGCCUGGAUGUGAAAGCCCAGACUCCUCUCUUUGCUGCUGUCAGUGGUGGCCAUUCUGAGUGUGUUCGAGUAUUAUUAGAAGCUGGAGCCAAUCCCCGUGGCAGUGUCCACAAUAACUGUACCCCUGUACUUACAGCAGCUAGAGAAGGGAAUGCCCAAAUCCUUAAGGAACUUCUUGAAUAUGGAGCUGAUGCCAACGUCCGAGCAAAGUUGGCUAACAGAGCCACUCCCAACCCGGGCUGUACUGGACCUUUAUAUCUUGCAGCAGUGUAUGGCCACUUGGAGUGUUUCAGAAGUCUUCUUCUUUAUGGUGCUGACCCAAAUUAUAAUUGUACAGACCUCCAACUUUUAAAAAAAAUGAAGCAUCCACAAUCCGUGCUCGAGAUAUGUUUGAAACACCAGUGUCACCCCGAAUUUGUGAAAUUGCUCAUUGACUUUGGUGCUGACUUGUAUUUACCCAAUGUACAUGCAAUGUCAUUGUCAGACAGUCCGUCAUUAAAGCUUAUCGAGAGGGAAAAAGGAUUCCCAGGGUCCCUUAUGUUCCAAUGCCGUGUGACAAUACGGAGGCUGCUUAAGCAAAUGGGAAAACUGCAUCUCAUUGACCAACUGGAGAUGCCUGAUAGAAUAGUGGGAUACUUGCAGCACCACAAUAGUUACUGUCAAAGACAAGACCUAGAAAUAUGUAAUCAGAGGUUCUACUCGCAGCCUGCUUCCUCCCUCAACUUCCCGCCAGUCUCCUCUCUCCCCCUGGAUCCAGUGGAUGGGGUUAGGUCGGGGCCAUGGCUGAAGUGUACCAGCAUCCCAAUCUCUUCCUGCUCCUUCCUGCAGGCCUGUGGGAAGGUAGGGAUCUUCUAUGGGCUGCCAGUAACCGCAGUAGUGGGAGGAGGUGGGCAGGUAGAGGCCGCGCUGGUACAGGAGCAUCAAUCUGCCGAGAAGGGACGCUGGAGUCCGGAGCGCCGAGAGCAGGAGACGGCGGAGGCUCGGGGCCUAGAGCGAAGCGCUGCAGAGAUCCAUGAUGCGGUGCAGAUCCAUGACCACCAACAGCAGUCUUUUAUGGCACUGGGAGCCACACAAACCAGAAGUGUCUGA